CGAGCCUCUGCGCCAUUACUAUUAGGGACAGGACAGGACACGAUGCCACCGGCGCCCGAUGGCAAGAUUUAUUCGGCUACAUACAGCAAUGUGCCUGUCUACGAGUUCAAUGUCGCCGGCAACCAUGUAAUGCGCCGUCGCGCCGACGACUGGAUCAACGCCACCCACAUCCUCAAGGUCGCCGACUUCGACAAGCCAGCGCGAACCCGCAUCCUCGAGCGCGAAGUCCAGAAGGGCGUCCAUGAGAAGGUGCAGGGCGGGUACGGAAAGUAUCAAGGAACAUGGGUGCCACUCCACGACGGGCGGUUGCUGGCAGAGCGCAACCAAGUCCUCCACAAGCUCCUUCCCAUCUUCGACUUCGUGCCUGGCGACAGGAGCCCGCCGCCCGCUCCGAAGCAUGCCACGGCCGCCAGCAACCGCCCCAAAGCCCCGAGACAGAGCGCUGCUGCGGCCAGGAGAAACGGUAAUAACAUAUAUUCACUUGAAAGUCUGCAGUCCUUCGUAACCGCCAAUUCGCAAUCGCAAGUCAGCGAGGAGCAGUAUGAAGACUCCCAGAUACAGUCACAGCCCCACCCCUACCGCGAAGAGACGCCCGACAAUGACACGGUGGUCUCGGAAUCCAUGCUCGGCGACCAGGACAUGCUCCAUGCCUCGCAGUAUUCUACUGGCAGCCGCAAGCGCAAACGAGGCGCCGACCAGAUGUCUGUCCAAGACCAGCAACACCAGAUUUGGGCUGAUGCACUGCUCGACUAUUUCAUGUUGUUAGAUUCCGACGAUCAAUUCGUUAACCCCCCUGAACCGCCAACCAACGUCAAUCUUGACAGGCCGAUUGAUGAAAAAGGGCAUUCGGCUAUGCAUUGGGCGGCCGCUAUGGGUGACGUUGCGGUGGUGAAGGAGCUGCUCCGACGGGGGGCGCGCAUAGACUGCCUAUCAAACAAUCUCGAGACCCCACUGAUGAGAGCGGUCAUGUUUACUAAUAAUCAUGACAAAAAGACCAUGCCGCAAAUGGUCAAGAUACUGGCGCAGACUGUCGUACGGACGGAUUGGUUUGGCAGCACUGUAUUCCACCAUAUUGCAGCAACGACAAGUAGCACUAACAAGUUUGUGUGCGCACGGUACUAUAUGGACGAAAUUAUGAACAAACUACUCGAAACCUGGAUCCCUGACGAAGUUUCACGGGUGCUGAAUAUGCAGGAUCAGAACGGAGAUACAGCCAUCAUGAUUGCGGCCCGCAAUGGGGCAAGGAAAUGUGUGAGGAGUCUACUCGGGCGGAAUGUCGCUGUUGAUAUACCGAACAAGCGAGGGGAAACCGCCGACGACCUUAUUCGGGAGCUUAAUCAACGGAGGAGAUUACAUGGCAGACCGCGACAAGCUUCUUCGUCACCGUUUGCGCCGCCACCGGAGCAGAGGAUCAAUGGACACGGAAGCCAGAUUGAUGGGCCAGUGCCUUUGAUCCCACUCCCAUUCCCUAGCCUCGCGGUGCGCGAGCCAGCACAAUAUCGCUCACAGACUGCCUCGCAUCUCAUGACGAAGGUCGCGCCUACAUUGCUGGAGAAGUGCGAAGAGCUGGCGGCAGCCUACGAAUCCGAGCUCCAAGAGAAAGAAGCGGAGUCGUUAGAUGCCGAACGCGUGGUCAAGAAGCGACAAGCUGAAAUCGAAGCGAUACGGAAGCAGGUUGCAGAGUUAGUCAGCAUGAACCACAGCCUGCAGGACAAUUCUGGAUUAGGUGAUGAAGAAGCUGACCGAGCGCAAGAAGAGGAGCUUAGGUUACUAGUUGAGGAGGCAGAGAGUCUACUAGAAGUUGAGCAGAAGAAUAUGUUGAGGCACUUGUGUGCAGAGGUCCCGCAACAUGACCACUCUGGAUCAGGCGUUUCACCCCCAGGCUCCACCGUCGAUCUUAAUGAGAGAAUGAGGCUCUCCUUACUUCUGCAUAGAGCGCAACUUGAGCGGAGAGAAUUGGUCAAGGAGGUUGUGUCCAAUAUGUCGGUCGCAGGUAUUGGCGAAAAGCAAGCUGUCUACAAAAGCUUGAUUGCCAAAGCGCUAGGCGAAAGGGAAGAAGAUGUUGAAGCAAUGUUGCCAGAGAUAUUGAACGAGCUCCAGGAGGGCGCUAUGGCAGAGAUGGCGGAGGGGUUAGAAGCAAGUCCCUUGUAGACCUCCUCUCAAACUUGUCCUCUCUGUUGUCUCAAAGCGAGGGGAGGUGGACUUCUCUGGAUACAUGCCAUGUACCUGUCAUUGCAGGUGGUUUGAACGAUGAUGACUGGAGGCAAGCCCAAGCGUCUGUAUGAUAGAUUUCACAAUGAUGAUGGACAACCUGAUGAAGA
Molecule: messenger RNA, 2321 nt
Organism: Lindgomyces ingoldianus
Lineage: Eukaryota; Fungi; Ascomycota; Dothideomycetes; Pleosporales; Lindgomycetaceae
Product: apses-domain-containing protein
Exons: 3
Coding region: 43-2151 (702 amino acids)
Cellular component (GO): MBF transcription complex; SBF transcription complex
Molecular function (GO): protein binding; transcription regulator activity; DNA binding
Source: RefSeq, a predicted model, not a curated record